GAGCCUCCCGGGGCGUCCGGGCUUCAGUGAGGCGGCGGCGGCGGCGCCAGUAAGGAGAGCGGUCGGCGGCCUCCUUUCGUAACGUUACUGGGUGAAGCGGCAUCUGUGAGGUGGUGUCCAUCAUGUUCUCUUUCAACAUGUUUGACCACCCGAUACCCCGCGUCUUCCAGAACCGCUUCUCCACGCAGUACCGCUGCUUCUCCGUGUCCAUGCUAGCAGGGCCUAAUGACAGGUCAGAUGUGGAGAAAGGCGGGAAGAUAAUUAUGCCACCCUCGGCCCUUGAUCAACUCAGCCGGCUUAACAUUACCUAUCCCAUGCUGUUCAAACUGACCAAUAAGAAUUCAGACCGCAUGACACACUGUGGUGUGCUGGAGUUUGUGGCUGACGAGGGCAUCUGCUACCUCCCACACUGGAUGAUGCAGAAUUUGCUGUUGGAAGAAGGGGGCCUGGUCCAGGUAGAGAGUGUCAAUCUCCAGGUGGCCACAUACUCCAAGUUCCAGCCUCAGAGCCCUGACUUCCUGGACAUCACCAACCCUAAAGCCGUAUUGGAAAAUGCAUUGAGAAAUUUUGCCUGUCUUACCACUGGGGAUGUGAUUGCCAUCAACUACAAUGAGAAGAUCUACGAACUGCGGGUGAUGGAGACCAAACCUGACAAGGCUGUGUCCAUUAUCGAGUGUGACAUGAAUGUAGACUUUGAUGCUCCCCUGGGCUACAAAGAACCUGAAAGACAAAUCCAGCACGAGGAGUCGACAGAAAGCGAAGCUGACCACGGCGGCUAUGCUGGAGAGCUGGGCUUCCGUGCCUUCUCCGGCUCCGGGAAUAGACUGGAUGGAAAGAAGAAAGGGGUAGAGCCCAGCCCUUCCCCAAUUAAGCCCGGAGACAUUAAAAGAGGAAUUCCCAAUUACGAAUUUAAACUUGGUAAGAUUACUUUCAUCAGAAAUUCACGUCCACUGGUCAAAAAGGUUGAAGAGGAUGAAGCUGGAGGCAGAUUCGUCGCUUUCUCUGGAGAAGGACAGUCAUUGCGUAAAAAAGGAAGAAAGCCAUAAGUGGGGACUAUUGGCUGACUGGAAAAUAAAAGAAUCGAUUGCAA
Cynocephalus volans (Philippine flying lemur) is the source of this 1090-nucleotide messenger RNA. It is a transcript of the gene UFD1, whose product is annotated as ubiquitin recognition factor in ER associated degradation 1. Bases 123 to 1046 code for a protein of 307 amino acids. The transcript is spliced from 12 exons. Gene Ontology annotation, molecular function: polyubiquitin modification-dependent protein binding. NCBI's taxonomy places the organism in Eukaryota, Metazoa, Chordata, Mammalia, Dermoptera, Cynocephalidae. Gene Ontology annotation, cellular component: VCP-NPL4-UFD1 AAA ATPase complex. The record is from RefSeq and is a predicted model, not a curated record.